This is a messenger RNA of Triticum turgidum subsp. durum (durum wheat), 1299 nucleotides long. NCBI's taxonomy places the organism in Eukaryota, Viridiplantae, Streptophyta, Magnoliopsida, Poales, Poaceae. The record is from the annotation of a GenBank genome assembly.
AUGUUGGUCGGAAAAAAUAACGAUAUGAUGAUGAAGCCCCCGAUUUCUAAACGACCCUGCCGGAGAGGCUGGAAGUCACCGGAAUCAGCACUGCCUUUACCCUCCGGCAGUAGCAGUAGCAGUAGCAGUAGCAGCUUCAUCCCGGAUGAAAUAAUCUUCUUCGAGAUACUGGUACUUCUUCCCGUCAAGUCCCUCCUGUGCUUCCAAGCCGUCUGCAAGUCAUGGCGCGCCACACUAACCAGCACUCCUUUCGUCCGCAGGCACCUGGAGCUCUCAAGGUCGACCAUGGUCGUGGUGCCGCGCAAGUACCAGGCCUCUCGAUUCCUCAACAUCUUCAGCUUCCAGCCAGGCGAAAGCAAGUGCGCCGAGCUUAUGGUCCGAAAGGAGUUUCAGCCCUAUGGGGUCCCGGCGUUCAGCAUUCCUCUCCACUGCGUCGGCCUCAUCUUGAUCCCUGCCUUGAUGGGAAAAAUUUUCAUCUGCAACCCGGCCACUGGAGAGUUUGUUGAGUUGCCGCCUGGAAGCCCCAGCCUUCUCCAUGAGCACAGGGUCGCCUUUGGCUUUGAUCCCUGGAGUGGCGCCUACAAGGUGGCCAGGCACUUCAUCCGCUCCUACAGAGAUAUUCCACAAAUGGAUGUGGAAGAAGGAGGCACCAUUAGAGAAUACAGCUGCGGACAUGAGAUCUUGACAUUCGGUGGUGAUGUCGGCAAGGAAGAAGCUUUGGUAUGGAAGGCCACCGUGGAUCCGCCAUACCCUAUCAAGGCCAGGACCCCGAUUUGUCUCCCGGGGGCCUUCUUUUGGAGUGCUCUCAAGUCCAUGCUACUACCUGCAAAGGUUAUCUCAAACGUCAUCCUUCGAUUCAGUUUACUUGAUGAAACAUUUACGGUGCACCCUAACCCUCCGUGCAGCGAUUAUCUAGGCGGGAACGAUUCACUAUCGGCGCUAGGUGAAAAGUUAUGCUAUAUCCACUCUACCUCUCCGUGGGAGAUUUCGGUUUGGUUGGCGGAAGAUGGACCAAAUCUGGCUUGGUCACUAUGCCGCCGAGUCUGCCUGCCGAUACCAAGAAUGCUUCUUGCCUUUGCUUGCGCGUCGACUGAACGGGACAAGAUAUCCAUCACCGUUGAUGCGUGCAUCCUUCUCCGGUGUGAUCUCCGUGAUGGAUCCCUUGAAGAAGUAAUCAACAUGCCACGUGACAUGUUGUAUGAUCUCCGGAAUGGCAGAAAAAUCAACAUUGGUGCGCUCUUUGUUGCCCACUACACGGUGCCGUAUGUGGAAUCACUCCUGCGCAUCAGACCUCCGUGA